Molecule: messenger RNA, 1230 nt
Organism: Drechmeria coniospora
Lineage: Eukaryota; Fungi; Ascomycota; Sordariomycetes; Hypocreales; Ophiocordycipitaceae
Exons: 2
Coding region: 1-1230 (409 amino acids)
Source: RefSeq, a predicted model, not a curated record
AUGAAGAUGCCGAGCCUGGUCGCGGCCGACGAAUCACGUACGCAUCAAACUUCUGACGCACUUCCGGGUGCAGAAGGUACUUCCUCGGAACAAAGAAUCUCCUGGCCAUCGCCCGUGCCCCUUCCGCCGACGCUGCAGGAACGGUCCCGACGAUCGCCCUCUGUCCGCCUGUCGCCUUCAACUCUUCCCUCCUCCGCUUCUUCAUCUGCUGUCGGCACGGCUGAUCAAGUCGAAGCCUUCAGCAUCGCUACACCUCCGGGCACACGGAACCGUUUCCCUCCCGACGACCCCGGGAACGACGUCGACUUCACCGUCGAGUGGGGGGGUGACAAUCCGACGGAUGGCCUUUCUGUCCUGCCCUCGGGACGCGUUGAAGGCUGCACACUCGACGAGCACCACCUCAGCGCCCUUGCCGAAAGCGACUUCUCUUCCCCCUCGAGUUAUCCCUCGUUCCUAAACCCGCUCGCCAGCGCCGAUCCAUGCCCAGAUCAGGUCCCGGGUCAAGUGCGCCAGCCCGUCGUCACCAACCUCCGCUCCUCGACCCCUCCACCACACAGUCCCUCGUCAGCCCACGAUAGGGCAAACGUCUCCCUUUCGAGAUCCACGACCCUGUGCUCGACAACGAGCGCUCGGGAACCGCAAAACGCACUCGACCCUACCAAAGUCGAUGACGAACCCAGGAUAUCGCCAACCCAGCAUAGCCCUUUCCCCGAGAUGCCGUCCUCACAAACGCCUGGUGCGCACCCUUGCAAGAAAAGGCGGGGUCCUGAGACGUCGAAGGCAAAGGUAUCCAAAGAAUCGACGGCCAUAGCUCUCCCCGACCUGCUGUCCGACGAUGACCUGUUUGGGGAAAACGAACACGCCAAGUCGAAAGCGGAUGUCGGAGAGCUCGCGACGAUUGAUCUAACGAGCACAAAUGAGGUGCCUGAGGAAUUGACGAAGCCAGCGACGGACAACCGCGUCAAGCUGUCUGCUUUCCAAUGCGUAAUUUGCAUGGACGACGUCACCACCUUGACCGUCACUCAUUGCGGGCAUCUCUUCUGUCAGCAGUGUCUGCACUCUUCCCUUCACGUCGAUACGACCAGAGGCAAAUGCCCAAUGUGUCGCGCCAAGAUCGACAUGAAGGCUCGACCUACCUAUAACAGGUCCACCAAGGGCUUCUGGCCCUUGGAACUCAAGCUCAUGACGGCAGCCAAAAAGGGCAAACGAAAAGCCGACCAAAUAACCUGA